GAGCGCAUUCAGUUUGGGACACCAUUUGCAGCUGGAGAUGGGGAAUGGACUGUCAGACCAGACUUCCAUCCUGUCCAGCCUGCCGUCCUUUCAGUCCUUUCACAUUGUUAUUCUUGGUUUGGACUGUGCUGGAAAGACAACCGUUUUAUACAGGCUGCAGUUCAACGAAUUUGUAAAUACCGUACCUACCAAAGGAUUUAACACUGAGAAAAUUAAGGUAACCUUGGGCAAUUCGAAAACAGUCACUUUCCACUUCUGGGAUGUAGAUGGUCAAGAGAAAUUAAGACCGCUGUGGAAGUCAUAUACCCGAUGCACAGAUGGCAUUGUGUUUGUGGUGGACUCUGUCGAUGUUGAGAGAAUGGAAGAAGCCAAAACUGAACUUCAUAAAAUAACUAGGAUAUCAGAAAAUCAGGGAGUCCCUGUGCUUAUAGUUGCUAACAAACAAGACCUGAGGAACUCACUCUCUCUCUCAGAAAUUGAGAAGUUGUUAGCAAUGGGUGAACUGAGCUCAUCGACUCCUUGGCAUUUGCAGCCCACCUGUGCAAUCAUAGGAAAUGGGCUAAAGGAAGGACUUGAGAAACUACACGAUAUGAUAAUUAAAAGGAAAAAAAUGUUGCAGCAACAGAAAAAGAAGAGAUGAAUGGCAGUACCUUUUAUGUCGGUGUGGAAUAGGUUUUCCUUGGUCUGAUUUCUGACAAGCUGAAGAGUGUCUACAGCCUGGUUUGCCUGUCUGCCCUCAUGGAUGCUAUUAAAGCUUUGUUUUGUUGAACAGUCAGAUACCC
Molecule: messenger RNA, 782 nt
Organism: Mastomys coucha (southern multimammate mouse)
Lineage: Eukaryota; Metazoa; Chordata; Mammalia; Rodentia; Muridae
Product: ADP-ribosylation factor-like protein 4A
Exons: 1
Coding region: 38-640 (200 amino acids)
Biological process (GO): intracellular protein transport; vesicle-mediated transport
Cellular component (GO): cytoplasm
Molecular function (GO): GTP binding; GTPase activity
Source: RefSeq, a predicted model, not a curated record